This is a messenger RNA of Malaclemys terrapin pileata, 2114 nucleotides long. Its product is annotated as opsin-5-like. The transcript has 8 exons. The record is from RefSeq and is a predicted model, not a curated record. The coding region runs from base 574 to 1635 and encodes 353 amino acids. Lineage: Eukaryota; Metazoa; Chordata; Testudines; Emydidae. Gene Ontology annotation, cellular component: membrane. Gene Ontology annotation, molecular function: G protein-coupled receptor activity. Gene Ontology annotation, biological process: G protein-coupled receptor signaling pathway; visual perception.
UUGAUCUGGAUCUUUUCGGGCUCAGUAGAAGCCGCUCUUGCCCCUGUAUUUUGUCGGUCGCACUUCGGAGGCUGGAGCCCGACACGCCGCAGGAUCUGUCGGCAUCCAGGUGAACGCAGCGUUCGCCUCCCGCAAAGCGAAGCCUGAAAAGCCAGGCAGGGCACAGGCACCGUCCGCUGCCGCCUUGCAAGCCGCGGGGGCUUCUGAGUGUCACCCAGGGCGGCGGCGGCGGCGGGGGGGGGCAGACCGGAAAACUCCCUCCAGAUCCCCCCAGCCCGCGCACGUCGCUCUGCUAUAAGAGGAGUCCCCUAGACCGAGCGGGACGUACUGGGGUUGCCAUUGCCAUGGCAAUCCCCCCCGCGCCAGCAGGAGCCGGGGAAGCCGAGGAAGGUGAGGAAGAAGCGGAAAGUCCUUCAGUGGCUCUGUGCGCUGCUGCCGGUGUCCCUGCACGGCGGCCGCUGCCUUAGCCCAGUCGCUGGGGCAAGGGCUGGGACAGGCCCCUUCGCAUGCCGCGUGCGCGCCCGCGGAGAGGAUGUGGCGCCUCUAGCCAACUUCCCCCGGGCUCUGGCCAAGAUGGGUUCCUAUCUUGUUAAUGCAACAUUCCAGUCCAAAAUAACAGAAGGGGAAGAUAUUAUUGUUGGAAUGAUUUAUACAGUGUUUGGAAUAUGCUCCUUGUGUGGAAACAGUAUUCUUCUGUAUGUUUCCUACAAGAAAAAGAAUUUGCUAAAACCAGCAGAAUACUUCAUGAUCAACCUUGCCAUCAGUGACCUUGGUAUGACUCUGACCUUGUACCCUCUAGCUGUUACAUCCAGCCUUUCUCACAGAUGGCUGUAUGGUAAACAAGUUUGCUUGUUCUAUGCAUUUUGCGGUGUACUUUUUGGGAUCUGCAGUCUGUCAACACUAACAUUACUGAGUACUGUGUGCUGCCUCAAAAUUUGUUUUCCAGCUUAUGGGAACAGAUUUAGGCAAGAACAUGGACGAAUCUUGAUAGCCUGCGCAUGGGCCUAUGCAGCAAUUUUUGCCUGUUCACCCCUAGCUCACUGGGGAGAGUAUGGAGCAGAGCCCUAUGGUACAGCUUGUUGCAUUGAUUGGCAUUCAUCAAAUGUAAACACGGUGGCAAUGUCUUACACCGUAGCUCUCUUUGUCUUCUGCUUUAUCAUCCCCUGUGGGGUAAUUGUUACGUCCUAUACCCUCAUUCUGAUAACUGUCAAAGAAUCCAGAAAAGCAGUGGAACAGCAUGUCUCAGGUCCCACCAGGAUGAGCAACGUGCAGGCUAUUACAGUCAAGAUGAGCAUUGCUGUAUGCAUUGGAUUUUUUACUGCCUGGAGCCCCUAUGCCAUCAUAGCCAUGUGGGCAGCUUUUGGCUCCAUAGAAGGGAUUCCUCCACUAGCCUUUGCUGUGCCAGCUGUCUUUGCAAAGUCCUCAACACUCUACAACCCAGUUACCUAUCUUCUUCUGAAGCCCAAUUUCCGAAGCACCCUUGCCAAAGAUUUUGGAGUUCUCCAGCAAUUAUGCAUCAGGACUUGUUUUUGCCUCAAGGCCCUACAGAGUUGCAGUUACAGUUUUCCUGGUUCCCUCACGUGUCCUUUGAUAGAAUGCCUAAUGGAGCAUGAACUUGUUAAAAAGGAUGUUUGACUCUCACAAUGCAGACUUCAUUCAGAUUUCAGAUGAUGGGUAGAACAUUUUUUGUUUUACAGUGAACAUCGAACCCUCAGCUUAUUCCUUUUUGGAGUUAAUGGGAGCAGGAUUGUGCCUUUGAAGAGAAUUAUGAAGCAAUGCCCAGUGUCCCCAAGCAAUCAGACUGACAGUCAAAUUCUGAAUUAUGUUUGUUGUUUGAAAAAAGUUCUUUUUACAUUAAAUGCUUUUUCUGGUGUAAUCAGUCACAGAAAAUUCUUCCCAACCUGUCUGCCUUUGGAUUGGUCCAUCUAUCAUUUUUCAGAGUUAGACUAUUGUUAUGAGUUACUUGCAAAUAAAUGUAUUUGCAAAUCAUGAUGCUGCUGAUUACAGGGUCUUCUUGACAUUAUGUAUUAAGGUCUUAUGAAAAACGCUGGAGUCAAUUAUUGGAAGAAAAAUUUGUUUUUCAAGGUGAAACAAUAAAAGGAGUGAUAUCAUCA